Messenger RNA from Helianthus annuus (common sunflower), 6041 nucleotides. Its product is annotated as cytochrome f. The coding region runs from base 2601 to 3563 and encodes 320 amino acids. Gene Ontology annotation, biological process: photosynthesis. Gene Ontology annotation, molecular function: iron ion binding; heme binding; electron transfer activity. Gene Ontology annotation, cellular component: chloroplast; thylakoid membrane. The transcript has a single exon. Lineage: Eukaryota; Viridiplantae; Streptophyta; Magnoliopsida; Asterales; Asteraceae. The record is from RefSeq and is a predicted model, not a curated record.
UCCGCCGAAAAAUUCUUAUGUCUCCAGAAAAUGCUAUGUUCUAGCUAUUUUCAAAUAGAACCGAAUCGGCGGAUGGCUGAACUGUAACGUUGGUCUAUCUAUAUGUAUGUGGCUAUCUUUAGUGAGAUAAUACGAAGGGUAUGUUAUUAGUUUAGAUCUAACCAAUUUAAUGAAUUACUCCUAAAGGUUCACAUCAAACUAGUGCUAGUUGAUGCGAGUUACUUCGGAAACAAACGGACUAAAGUCAAAUUCAUUUGGGGUAUUCUCUCAAUUCCAAAAAAGCAACGGGAUCAAGUAUGAGUUGUCGAUCAGAACAUAUAUGGAUAGAACCUAUAAAGGGGGCUCGAAAAACAAGUAAUUUCUGCUGGGCUAUUAUCCUUUUUUUAGGUUCAUUAGGAUUCUUGUUGGUUGGAACCUCGAGUUAUCUUGGUAGAAAUUUGAUAUCUUUAUUUCCGUCUCAGGAAAUCGUUUUUUUUCCACAAGGAAUUGUGAUGUCUUUCUAUGGGAUCGCGGGUCUUUUUAUUAGCUCCUAUUUGUGGUGCACAAUUUCGUGGAAUGUAGGUAGUGGUUAUGAUCGAUUUGAUAUAAAAGACGGAAUAGUGUGUAUCUUUCGUUGGGGAUUUCCUGGAAAAAAUCGUCGGGUCUUUCUCCGAUUUCUUAUAAAAGAUAUUCAAUCCGUCAGAAUAGAAGUUAAAGAGGGUAUUUAUGCUCGGCGUGUCCUUUAUAUGGAUAUCAGAGGCCAGGGAGCCAUUCCAUUGACUCGUACUGAUGAGAAUUUUACUCCGCGGGAAAUGGAACAAAAAGCUGCUGAAUUGGCCUAUUUCUUGCGUGUACCAAUUGAAGUAUUUUAAGAAAUGAGCCGAUAAAUGAAUGCUUUCAGCAGGAGGGCAAAAACGCAAGAAUCCUCUUUUUCUAGAACAUAACUUAAUUGAGGUUUCUUCAGAACAUUCAUUCGAGUCAAAGCAGACAUAUAUGGAACAAGUAUAAAAAAACUCUUUUGGGGAUCUUUUAUAUGUAUCGAAAUAUCCACAACUCAAUAAAAAAAUAAUAAUAAACAAAUCGAAAUAUCUCAUAAUCAACCAUUUCGAAAUAAGGAAUCCCCCCUUUUUCAUUGUUGGAAUUGAGACUUUAGAUUCAGAUAGAGUAUAUCUUGUCAUUUUUUCGACGCUUCUUUUUGUGCUCCUUAAUGACCAAAAAAUUGGAUCUCUUAUAAUGAUAACUAGCCAAUUUCUGUCGUUUUUUGCCACUCAUUUUUCACAAUAUUUUUCAGAAAAUUCCCUCAAUUAUUCUAUCCCUGACUAUUCAUAGUAAGUUAAAAUUUUUCGAAAUAUUAGAGAGUUUUAUAUAAUGAUAGAAAAGGAGUUCUUUCGUAUCAAAACUGAAUAAUAUUCAUAUUCAUUAUUUAAAGUGGUUUUCGGGGCAUUCAUCGAAAGGAGAUAUGUGCUUCAAAUUUGACUAUAGGGAAACAAUAUUUUUUGAUUAUUUAUUCAUUCGAAUUUUUCGUCUAUUUUUGUAUUUUUUCUAGAUUCAAGGCCUAAUUCAAGGCCUAACUACGAAAUCACAAAUAAAAAAUAGUGAAUAGAUUCAUAGGUUCGAUAACUUGUAAUAGAAUUGAUGCGUGAGAGAAAUAAGAAAUAUUAGAUUACAUAGAGUUGACGAAUGAGAUGGGUUCAUUAACAAUUCACAGAUGAAAAAAUGGCAAAAAAGAAAGCAUUCACUCCUCUUUUAUAUCUUGUAUCUAUCGUAUUUUUGCCCUGGUGGAUUUCUCUCUUAUUUCAAAAAAGUCUGGAAUCGUGGGUUACUAAUUGGUGGAAUACUAGGCAAUCCGAAACUUUUUUGAAUGAUAUUGAAGAAAAGAGUAUUCUAGAAAAAUUCAUAGAAUUAGAGGAACUCCUCUUCUUAGAGGAAAUGAUCAAGGAAUACUCGGAGACACAUCUACAAAACCUUCGUAUAGGAAUUCACAAAGAAACAAUCCAAUUAAUCAAGAUACAAAACGAGGGUCGUAUUCAUACGAUUUUGCACUUCUCGACAAAUAUAAUCUGUUUCAUUAUUCUAAGUGGUUAUUCUAUUUUGGGUAAUAAAGAACUUGUUAUUCUUAACUCUUGGGCCCAGGAAUUCCUAUAUAACUUAAGUGACACAAUAAAAGCUUUUUCUCUUCUUUUAUUAACUGAUUUAUGUAUCGGAUUUCAUUCGCCCCAUGGUUGGGAAUUGAUGAUUGGCUUUGUCUACAAGGAUUUUGGAUUUGUUCAUAAUGAUCAAAUUAUAUCUGGCCUUGUUUCCACUUUUCCAGUCAUUCUAGAUACAAUUUUAAAAUAUUGGAUUUUCCGUUAUUUAAAUCGUGUAUCUCCGUCACUUGUAGUGAUUUAUCAUUCAAUGAAUGACUGAAAAAUGUCUACCUAAUCCAAUUAUAAUGUUUCUUACUUUGCAGUUGUACCAUUGAAAAUCCCUUUCUAUUUCUACCCAUCCCGGAGAUUCAUCCUAUAUUCCUAUAGAUUAAUCGAGUCAAAUUAUUCCAGUAAAUAACAGAAUCGUGGAUAGGAAACUCCAUUAGUGACCUACCCCAAUUUAUUGUAGAAAUUUUCGGGAUCAAUGAUUGGACCAUGCAAACUAGAAAUACUUUUUCUUGGAUAAAGGAACAGAUUACUCGAUCUAUUUCCGCAUCGCUCAUGAUAUAUAUAAUAACUCGUACAUCCAUUUCAAAUGCAUAUCCCAUUUUUGCACAGCAGGGUUAUGAAAAUCCACGAGAAGCGACUGGGCGUAUUGUAUGCGCCAAUUGCCAUUUAGCUAAUAAACCAGUGGAUAUUGAGGUUCCGCAAGCGGUACUUCCCGAUACUGUAUUUGAAGCAGUUGUUCGAAUUCCUUAUGAUACGCAACUGAAACAAGUUCUUGCUAAUGGUAAAAAGGGAGGUUUGAAUGUGGGGGCUGUUCUUAUUUUACCAGAGGGUUUUGAAUUAGCCCCUCCCGAUCGUAUUUCCCCCGAGAUAAAAGAAAAGAUGGGUAAUUUGUCUUUUCAGAGCUAUCGCCCCAAUCAAAAAAAUAUUCUUGUCAUAGGCCCUGUUCCUGGUCAGAAAUAUAGUGAAAUCACCUUUCCUAUUCUUUCCCCGGACCCCGCUACUAAGAAAGACAUUCACUUCUUAAAAUAUCCUAUAUACGUAGGUGGAAACAGGGGAAGGGGCCAGAUUUAUCCUGACGGGAGCAAAAGUAACAAUACAGUUUAUAAUGCUACAGCAUCAGGUAUAGUAAGCAAAAUCCUACGAAAAGAAAAGGGGGGAUACGAAAUAACCAUAGCGGAUGCGUCGGAUGGACGUCAAGUGGUUGAUAUUAUCCCUCCGGGGCCAGAACUUCUUGUUUCAGAAGGCGAAUCUAUCAAAUUGGAUCAACCGUUGACAAGUAAUCCUAAUGUAGGCGGAUUUGGUCAGGGAGAUGCAGAAAUAGUACUUCAAGAUCCAUUACGUGUACAAGGCCUUUUGUUCUUCUUCGCAGCUGUUAUUUUGGCACAAAUAUUUUUGGUUCUUAAAAAGAAACAGUUCGAGAAAGUUCAAUUGUCCGAAAUGAAUUUCUAAACUCGCGAAUUUAUCGACAUCAAGUUUGUAAAAAGAACCAAAUUCUUUUUAGUAAUUAUGAUAUAAAAAAUGAAAUUAUAAAAGCCUUUUUUGUUUAUACUCGUUUUCUACGAGAUGCCGGUGAUUUCUUGUACCAUAUUUCUAGCCAUAGUAUGUAGAUUGUGAAGAAGACUAUUUGACUUGACCCCUUCUUUCUUUGUCUUUUUUUUUUUUUUUUUUUUUAUCAAAAUUGGGGUGAUGUUAUUAUAUUACUAUUGUGAGAUUGAAAUGUCAUAAAAUGCAUUUGAUUCUAAUACAAUUCACUUUGGCUAGAUCCUAUCCAAAAGUAAAUGCGAAAUAGAACGGAUCAAUAUAAAUGAAGGGAGCACGUAUUUCUGGGAGGGGUUAUUUGUCUUCCUAGUCUUCGACACAAGAAAAGGAUUUUUCACACCCUUUUCUUGUGUCGAAAUAAUUAUGAUUCUUUAUACUGUUCGUCAAACAUUCCUAGUGUUAGUUUUGAUUUUUUACAGACGUAUCAGAACGUUUUUUAGAGUUAUUACAUAUUUUAUUUCUUAUUUUAUUAUCUUAUAAGAAUUAAUAAUUACGUAUACUAUAAAUAGAAAAAAUAUAAAAAUGGUGGACAAACAAAAGAGGAGGGGAAUAUUUGUUGAGUAAAUAGAUUCAAUGAACUUAUAAAAAAAUAUUCUAGUUAUUAAGAACUCAACGGGACCUUCUCCCUCAAAUCAGACAAACAAAGAAGGGAAUCCGUUGAGUUCUUACGCUUUCAUGUAUACAACUCAAUUCAUCCGAUUACUACAGGGAUGAACCCAAUCCGGAAUAUGAACCAUAAAAGAAAACGCCUACUAAACCGAUCACAAGAAUACCAGCUACAGUACCUAUUAUCCAAAGAGGAAUUCUUCCAGUAGUAUCGGCCAUUUACGCCACUUCCCUCCACAUUUCAUCAAGUGGUCAUGCUAGAGACAUAAACAGUCAUGGAUAAUUAUGAGAUGAGAUCCUUCCGAAUGGGCUAAGAGAGAUAAUACCUAGAAUGAUUAGUCUAUUAUUUUAGUUCUCUCUCGUUUUCUUAAUUGAAGAAAUAAUUGGAAAAUAAAACGGCAAGUACAAAAAUGAGUAAUAACCCCCAGUAGAGGCUGGUACGAUUCAAUUCAACAUUUUGUUCGUUUGGGUUUGAUUGUGUCGUAGCUCUAUAAUUCGGAUUUGGUUUAUCGUUGUAUGAACUGCAUUGCUGAUAUUGACCCCAAAAAAGAAACGGUAGGUACAGCUAGGCCGUGAACAGCCAACCAUCGCACUGUAAAAAUUGGAUAGGUUCGAUCUAUGGUCAUUGAGGCCUCCUAAAAAGAUCUACUAAAUUCAUCGAGUUGUUCCAAAGAAUCAAAACGGCCGGUGAUUAAUGGAAUUCCUUGUCGGUUCUCUGUGAAAUACUCGUUUGGCCGAGGGCUUCCAAACACAUCGUAAGCUAAACCAGUGCUGACGAAUAACCAACCCGCAAUGAAUAGGGAAGGUAUAGUAAUGCUAUGAAUGACCCAGUAGCGAAUACUGGUAAUAAUAUCAGCAAAAGAACGUUCUCCUGUGCUUCCAGACAUGCUGAGCUCCACAUAUUCUUGUACAGUCAAAAGGGGAUCGAUUCCGUAAAAGAUUGGAUCAGUAAAUGUAAAUUCACUGAAAAAAAAAUCUUUGUGAGAUCGUCAAUAUUGUACCGAGGGCGUCUUUAGAGUAUACCGAAUCAGUAUAGCUAUCCUUCUUCUGACACAGCAAUGCACUUUCGAUCAGUAUUGGAAAGAGGCGCUAAAUCAUUUCUUUCUUCCUUUACUUGUUGUUUGUCGAUGUAAAAUAAUGUCCCAUUCAAUAGAAAAUUAUUGAAGUGAAAAUAAUCAAUUUCUCGCCAUUAUGCGUUUAGGGCGAUAAACUAAGGAUCAGGUAAAAUGUGAAUCUGAUAAGUUAGUUUCUAAUAAUUCAUGAAAUUGAUUAGAAUAUCGCCGCAAUUGUAAGUAGAUUUUAGAUCUAUCAAUCUUUGUUAUUCAUAGUUGUAUAAGCGCUUUUUAUUGGAAUCUUUUUUUAUCUUUUAAGGAAUUGGUUAGUCGUCCAGUAACAAGUAAGAAUAGGAAAUUUUAUUCGAUAAAUGAAAAAGAACAACGAAUGAAAUAAUUGGAAUCACUAAUGCAUGCAUUGUUGUAUUAGAUCGAAACAUGAAGGUUCUUUCUUGACCUAACUAUAAAGAGACGGAUUUCAAAUAUGGAAAGAUACAAAAUAGAACUUCUAAAGCAAAAGAUAAUAGAAAUGACUAGUCUUAGAAUAUAGUUGAACCAAAACACCUAUUUUUCUUUCGAGUGAUCGUGUGAUAACUUUUUGUUCUCAUUCAUUCAAGAUAUUAUAUGAGUGAACCUAUUACGGAAUCUAAUUAGUUAAAAUGAAAGUAAAAGUUUUAUAAGAUUACCGUUCGCUCUAAAAUAGAUUCGAAAAAAAAAAAAAAAAAAAAAA